UGGGGCCCGAUCGUCGUCGACAAGGGCGAGGGCGGGACGGUCACCGUGGGCGACAUCUUGGACGCGGUGUUUGACUUCUUCCAGGUCCCGCUCACGUAUGCGGAGGGGUACGAGCUGCCGCGGGAGCACUCGGCCGAGUUUAGUAGGAUGAGUCUCGCGUUCCAUAAGCGAUGCCGCGACUACCCUGCCAUACCUGAGAAGACGUAUGAAGGUGGCAUGCUUCGCGUCGACGCGCUCACGGACCGAUAUAAGUGGUGGGGCAUGUGGGUGCAGUGGAACCCUGACGGGUCGUGGUACCUCAACUUGGGC
Molecule: messenger RNA, 309 nt
Organism: Dichomitus squalens LYAD-421 SS1
Lineage: Eukaryota; Fungi; Basidiomycota; Agaricomycetes; Polyporales; Polyporaceae
Exons: 1
Source: RefSeq, a predicted model, not a curated record